Molecule: messenger RNA, 819 nt
Organism: Triticum turgidum subsp. durum (durum wheat)
Lineage: Eukaryota; Viridiplantae; Streptophyta; Magnoliopsida; Poales; Poaceae
Source: the annotation of a GenBank genome assembly
AUGGAGGCCGACAUGGACGCGAGCUUGGACUUCUUGGAGCUGGAGGCCCAUCUGGUGUUCGAUCUCGGAGACGCCGAUAGCAAACGUUGGAUGAGCCUGGCUGACUGCUGCAGCUCGUACCUGCCGGCCGAGGACUCGCUCUCCGGCCUCGACUCCUGCUACAACGACUCCACCGGCUCGCCGUCCACGGCGUCGACGAGGGCCACCAGGGCCAGCAAGAACAUCGUUGAGGAGAGGGACCGGCGCAGGCGGCUCAACGAGAAGCUCUACGCCAUCCGCGGCGUCGUCCCAAACAUCACCAAGAUGGACAAGGCGUCCAUCAUCCAGGACGCCGUCGCAUACAUCGAGGAGCUGCAGGAGCAGGAGCGCCGGAUCCUCGCCGAGGUGUCCGACCUCGAGGCCGGCGGCUGCACCGCCGUGGUGGUCAAGUCGGAGGCCUCCACCGGUAGCGAGGGGGUGGAGGUCGCCGGCGUUGGCUUCUGGCCGCUGAAGAAGACGAGGAGGACUGCCUCCUCCUCCUCCAUCAACGACCCCGUCACUUCUCCUGCAACGCAUCCGGUCCUCCUUGAGCUGGAGGUGAUGCCCAUAGCGGAGAAGCUGGCGGUGGUGAGCAUGAGGCAUGACAACGCGCAACACGUCAUGGCGAAGAUGUACAAGGCGCUCGAUUCGCUCCGUCUCAAGGUCAUCACCUCAAGUGUCACCUUCGUGGACGGCCGCACAGUCCACACAAUGUUCAUCGAGAUGGAAGAAACGGAUAGUGUUGAGACGAUCAAGGAGAUGGUACAGGCUGCACUCAGCCAUCUCGAAUUCUUGAUGUGA